AUGUGUGAAGGACACCUAACAGCUUCUCUAGUAUUACUACUUAAAAUAAUCGGCUAAGUUACAGGUUUUACAAUCAAACUUUAUUUUUGCCUGUAGUGCUUUGUAUUGUAACCAAAAAAAUAAGAGUUUAUUAAAAGUAAACUCUCACGAGAGCCAAUUGUAACUAAAAACUGAGCUUCAAACAAGGGAGUCUUCUACAUCAUUCCUGAAGAACUUCAACCUGCGGGCAACAUACAACUGAUGCUCAAUAAACACAACUCACUACAGCUUCUCCAGUCUUGCUCCUUACAAGACAAUCAACAGCAGUUGGAGUGUGUUUUUAUGAGUUGAUGGCUGUAGAAAAACAUGACGCUGAAAGCUUUCCUUUGACUGAUGAAACAUGAUGAAACAUAAACCCACUGGACAGGUUCUAACAUAAUUUGCUUUCUCAGGAACUUCUGAAACGAUGGCUCAACUUAACAUCAGCAUCAAUGACUCGGCUGCAUCCGAUGAUGAUUUACUCUUUAGGAAUUUAAUGGAACUCCAAAGUACUCAUUUUAUGGAAGGUUAUCCAGAACUUAUAUAUAUCCGUGUCCUUUCAGUCAUUGAGAUCCUAGUCAUGAUCUUAACUCUGAUCGCCUUGUGUUUCAUCAUCAAAUCCAGGCCUGCUGCUGCAGUUUUUGUUAGUAAUUUAAUACUUUCAGAUCUCGUACAGGUCAUUAGUAUAUUAAUAGCAGCAACAAUCUCAUGGCAUGAGAGACUGGUUCCGGCAUAUAACUAUUCUUUGAUGGUGGGUCUGUAUUUUAUGGCAUGUGUUGCUUUUGAACGAUAUCUUCUGAUUUGUCAUCCUAUCUGGUACAAAUCUCACCAAUCACUCAAACUCUCUUGUUUUAUUUCUGUGAUCAUCUGGUUUGUGCCUCUAACCUGUGCAGGAAUAUACCCUUAUAUUUAUUUGAGACCUCUGCCAAUGUUUAUAGCCUGUUUAAUUCCUUAUCCCAUAAUCAUUCUCUGUUUUGCUGGCGCUUGUCGAGGUCUUUCUCACGCAAUAUCAUUGACUGCUCAGAAACGCAAAUCAAUUUUGGGCAUUUUGUUCCUGGUGCUGUUGACUUACACAUUUCUUGUUCUUCCUUAUGUGCUUAUGGUAUUUAUUGAGAGGUUUUCUCACUAUUGCAGAAUUCUAACAAAAUUGUACUGCUAUGCACGAAUGAUUGCGUGUCUGAAUCCACUUGCUGACUGUUUUCUGUACAUGUUCAUAAGGCCUGAUGUUGGUAAUUUGUUGAAGUCUGUUUGCUGCUGUCGUAGACAGAGUUGGAAACGAAACCAGGACGAACGCUCUUUAGUGAAUCCACAAAACAGCUGCUCUUCUGUAGUGUGCUGUAUUUCAGCUCAAAAGCCUUCAUCUCAUUUACUGAACACCGGCAGCUCAGUUUAACCUGCUGCUAAAUGAGCUGAAAAACACAGCGUUAUUUUUAAUUUGUAAUCAGUGUCAAUUUUUAUUUUAUUUCACAUUUAUACUUGUUAGC
Molecule: messenger RNA, 1502 nt
Organism: Puntigrus tetrazona (Sumatra barb)
Lineage: Eukaryota; Metazoa; Chordata; Actinopteri; Cypriniformes; Cyprinidae
Product: type-1 angiotensin II receptor-like
Exons: 4
Coding region: 446-1411 (321 amino acids)
Biological process (GO): phospholipase C-activating G protein-coupled receptor signaling pathway; positive regulation of Rho protein signal transduction
Cellular component (GO): membrane
Molecular function (GO): G protein-coupled receptor activity
Source: RefSeq, a predicted model, not a curated record